GAGUUGAUCUCCAAGUUUGCAGGUACUUUGUACCGUUCUCCGAUCAGACACUCGCCGCUUGACGUCGUGGCCUGGUAUGGGAAUUUGGUUCCAUGCAAGUACGACAUGCGGCUGUUCAUGGCCGUGAACACAGUUACCUACGACCACCCGGACCCGUCAAUCGGAACCGUCCUGUCCUCGUACACUGCAACGCCCGGCCUCGCCAAUGUGGACUUUGUGAUUUUCCCUCCACGCUGGCUGCCCGCAGAGGGAACGUUUCGGCCACCCUGGUUCCAUCGAAACUGCAUGAGUGAGUUCAUGGGCCUCCUGACAGGCAGCUACGAUGCCAAGCCGGACAGUUUCCUUCCGGGUGCUUCCUCGAUCCACAACAGGUAUGUCCCACAUGGCCCGGACGCCGCGGCAGUGAAGAAAGGGACCGAGCUGGAUGCAUCACAGCCCGAGAGGUACAGUGGUACCCUCGCCUUUAUGUGGGAGACGCGCUUGGUGUGGCAUCCUUCUGAGCAUGCGCUGCAGACUCUCAAUGAUGUGGACUACGCGUCGUCGUGGCAGAGUGUUCCGAAGCGAUUCGACGCAACAGCUACGCCGCCACCAGAGAAGUAUGGGUUCUCGCCCACGAAAGCCUAA
This is a messenger RNA of Symbiodinium pilosum, 624 nucleotides long. The record is from the annotation of a GenBank genome assembly. NCBI's taxonomy places the organism in Eukaryota, Dinophyceae, Suessiales, Symbiodiniaceae.